UCCGCACAACCUGCAUCCGUUCGUAAACAACGGCAGUUCACUCGCACUGUAUGCGGCGGGAAGGCGGAACGAUGCGAGCAUUGCAUGCAAAGGCGCGUUCAACAGGUAGGUAGUGCGCCUCGAAUCCGACAUGCUCACUUCGUUGUUCAUAGGUAUGAGCCACUGAAAUCAUCGCUCAGUAUGCCUCUAUUUCAUGAAAGCCUUCCCGUCAAUUCCACCCGGCCUCGCCCGGUCCCCUUCACUUGCGCUCCAGCCAUAUAUUCACACCUACAGCCAACGCCCAACGCGCAAACGUCGAGUACAGGCGCACCAGCAUGCGCAGCUCCGAAUCUACUGAACACGCCACACAUACCCUUCUCUUCUCCGCGGUACGGGUCGUCCAAGGAUCCAGGGAAGUACCCGCGCGCAAUUUUCUCUCUGCUGCAGUCGAAGGUCGAGACUCCACACCGGCAUAGGCUCCAUCUAAUGCGCAGUUGCACAACUUGCUCCUCGAAUAAUCGACCCUUGAGCAGUGGUCAGGCUCUUCACUCGACUCGAUCAUGCAUGGACAGGCCCUUAAGCAUCAUCUCCGGGCAUUCGGUUUCCCAGCUUCCAAGGUCGCCACAAGUUGAGCGAGUACGCCUUCGUCCCGACGCUGACAGGAUUGCUCCAGGCCGCGGAUUGUCGGGGGACUCGGCUUGUGGCAUAGAAACUGUCAGGUUCGUCGCGCGGACUCCGCGCCCAAGAUCGAGUACGUCGAGACGUGUCUUGACCGCCUUGGGCUCCGACAGACAUCCAACUGGAGGCGGAAACCGUGGGAGGCAGCCUAGACAAGGCGUCGGCCACCGUGUUAUCCUCGCCUUUGAUGCACACAAUGGUCGUUCUAGGUAUUGAAGUUUCUCUAUGCACGCUGGCCCGUGUAGACAAGGACGGGCAUGCUAAUUCAUUUCGGUGUCCCUUUCAAUUGCAUGGAGUCGAACGCUACUGGGC
This is a messenger RNA of Rhodofomes roseus, 969 nucleotides long. RefSeq lists its product as uncharacterized. The record is from RefSeq and is a predicted model, not a curated record. The transcript is spliced from 4 exons. NCBI's taxonomy places the organism in Eukaryota, Fungi, Basidiomycota, Agaricomycetes, Polyporales, Fomitopsidaceae. The coding region runs from base 85 to 873 and encodes 262 amino acids.